AUGAAUCUAGUCAAUAAUAUUCUCAAAUCUCAUAAUUCAAUGGAAGUUUUACGUCGAUCAUUUUCGAUUAGCCCUCGAUUACUCACUGAAAAAUCGCUUACAAUCCGUGAAGCUAUAACUCAAGCCAUGGAUGAAGAAAUUUCGCGUGACGAACGCGUUUUUUUAAUCGGAGAGGAAGUAGCACAAUACGAUGGUGCUUAUAAAAUGUCGAAAGGUCUUUGGAAGAAACAUGGUGAUAAGCGUGUUGUCGAUACACCAAUUACUGAAAUGGGUUUUGCUGGAAUAGCAACCGGUGCUGCAAUGGCUGGCCUUCGACCAAUUUGUGAAUUCAUGACAUUUAACUUUUCAAUGCAAGCUAUUGAUCAUGUUAUCAAUUCUGCUGCCAAGGCUUAUUAUAUGUCUGCAGGAAUAGUUAAAGUACCAAUCGUUUUCCGUGGCCCCAAUGGAGCUGCUGCUGGCGUGGGUGCUCAACACUCUCAAGAUUAUUCAUCAUGGUACAGUCAAUGUCCUGGUCUUAAAGUAAUCGCACCUUAUUCCGCGGAGGAUUGUCGCGGUUUACUUAAAGCUGCCAUUCGUGAUGAUGAUCCAGUUGUAUUUUUGGAAAAUGAAUUGUUGUAUGGUUUACACUUUCCUGUCUCCGAUGAAGCAUUAUCUGCCGAUUUUGUUUUACCUAUUGGUAAAGGUAAAAUUGAACGCGAAGGCAAACAUAUAACACUUGUCGCUUAUUCAAUUGGUGUUAAACUAUGUAUGGAAGCUGCUAAAGAACUUGAACAAAGCGGAAUUCAAUGCGAAGUUGUUAAUUUACGGUCAUUGAGACCACUUGAUGAAGAUAUUAUCAAAAAUUCCGUUAAAAAAACUCAUUAUCUUCUUACAGUUGAAUUUGGUUGGUCUCAAUGUAGUAUCGGCAGUGAAGUUAUUGCAAGAAUAUGUGAAAGCGAUGCUUUCGAUUAUCUUGAUGCUCCACCAAUACGUGUUACUGGUGCGGAUGUUCCAUUGGCAUAUGCUAAAACAUUAGAACAAAAUUCUAUGCCUCAAGUUGCCAACGUCGUGAAAUCGAUUAAAAAAGUUUUAAACAAAUAA
This is a messenger RNA of Rotaria socialis, 1080 nucleotides long. The record is from the annotation of a GenBank genome assembly. NCBI's taxonomy places the organism in Eukaryota, Metazoa, Rotifera, Eurotatoria, Philodinida, Philodinidae.